This is a messenger RNA of Penicillium hordei, 327 nucleotides long. Its product is annotated as Monooxygenase FAD-binding. The coding region runs from base 1 to 327 and encodes 108 amino acids. The transcript has 2 exons. The record is from RefSeq and is a predicted model, not a curated record. NCBI's taxonomy places the organism in Eukaryota, Fungi, Ascomycota, Eurotiomycetes, Eurotiales, Aspergillaceae.
AUGGCUCUGAAAGUCCUCAUUUGCGGUGGAGGUGUUGCAGGUCCGGCCUUGGCCUACUGGCUCGGCAUUGAGGCCGUCAAACGCAUGGGUCUCACCUACGCGGUUCGCCGAAAACUCGUUGACGAGGCAGGUGUCUCCCUCAUUGACACCAAGGGCAAUGUCAAGGUGACGACCCUCGCCAACAAAUCUGGCAAGGGUGCAAAGUCUCUAACAUCCGAGUAUGAGAUCAUGCCGGGAGAUCCUGUGCGCAUGUUAUACGAAGCAACAAAAGACAACGUGGAGUAUUUCUUUGGCAGGACGGUGGACCCCUUCACGGAAAAUGGCUGA